AUGCUCUUGAGACCCAUACCCGCGCCCAUGGCCCCACCCCACGUGCUUCCGCGCUUUUGCGCGCAACACUGCUGCUGGCAGAGGCAGGUGAGGAGGGGAAGUGAGGUGAUCAUGGGAGGUGGGUGGAGUAUGAGGGGUGUGGCGGGACAAUUUCUCCCUCGUGCUCGUGCCCAUGGCCCCACCUGCUUCCGCGCGUUUCCGCCCAUGACACUGGUGCUGGCAGCGGCAGGUGAGAAGGGCAGGUGGGAAGGGGGGCAGGUGAGAAGAGGUGGGGGAGAGGUGGUGGGGAAGGGACGUGAGAUGGUGCGAGUGCUGGUCGCUACAGCAGUGAGGGAGGCAGCAGCUGGGGGAGGUGACAACUGCCUGCCUCCCAGCUUUGCUGUCUUCCGAUGUGUUCCCACCCAUACUUACUGCACUUCACCCCUCUUCUCACCUCUUCUAUCUUUUCCUUCCUGCCAGAUGGUGCGAGUGCUGGUGGCAACAGCAGUGAGGGAGGCAGCGGCAGGGGGAGGUUACGACUGUCUGUUGAGACUGGCAACAACAGGGGAGAGGCGAUCCACUGCCCCCCCUGCGCCUGCUGCUGGGCUGUGCCUGGUGGACGUGGGGUACAGUGACGCUUUACCACCUCCGCUAUAA
Closterium sp. Naga37s-1 is the source of this 636-nucleotide messenger RNA. Lineage: Eukaryota; Viridiplantae; Streptophyta; Zygnematophyceae; Desmidiales; Closteriaceae. The record is from the annotation of a GenBank genome assembly.